Messenger RNA from Pygocentrus nattereri (red-bellied piranha), 1348 nucleotides. RefSeq names its product guanylate cyclase activator 1g (gene guca1g). Gene Ontology annotation, cellular component: photoreceptor inner segment; cone photoreceptor outer segment. Gene Ontology annotation, biological process: visual perception. The record is from RefSeq and is a predicted model, not a curated record. NCBI's taxonomy places the organism in Eukaryota, Metazoa, Chordata, Actinopteri, Characiformes, Serrasalmidae. The coding region runs from base 143 to 709 and encodes 188 amino acids. The transcript is spliced from 4 exons. Gene Ontology annotation, molecular function: calcium sensitive guanylate cyclase activator activity; calcium ion binding.
GAUUAGGUCAGUUCGCUGUGGAGAGAUGAUGGUUACACUCAGAGUUCAGCCCCGAGGAGUUAUGAUGGGAAUUGUGCUGGAAUGUUACCGGAAUGUUGUUGCUGGUGACUGAGUGAGGACUACCUGUGCUGGAUUUCCGAGGAUGGGCCAGAUUCAGAGUGACAGUGAUGAGGAAGUGGAUCUGGCUCAGAUUCAGACUCUCUACACAGUCUUCAUGAGGGAGUGUCCGAGCGGAGCGCUGCACCUCCACGAAUUCCGCAAGAUCUUCGGCGUGCAAAGCACCUCUGAGGAGGAGGCACUUUAUAUAGAGUCCAUAUUCAAAUCAUUCGACCGCAACAAGGACAAUGUAUUAGACUUCAUGGAGUUUGUGGCAGCUGUGCAUCUGGUGCUCAGAGGGAAACUGGAGGACAGACUCAGAUGGUCCUUUAAAGUCUACGACAGAGACGAGGACGGGAAGUUAGACAAGGACGAAGUCAGGCACAUUAUUACAAUCAUUUGUAAAAUUAAGAAAUUGAACACAGACAUGACACCCAGCGACGUGUGUGACAGGAUCUUCGAACUGGUGUAUCAAAAUAAAGACGGUACGUGUCAGAUAUCGCUGUCCGAGUUCAUUGAGGGGGCUCAGAAGGACCCCUGGAUCAUGGACCUGCUCAAACUAGACGUGGACGCCAGCGGCUGGUUCAGAGAGAAGUGGAAAAAAAAGACAUGAUGUCAGGACAUCUGAUUUGCCCGGAGAUCACUUUGAAAGACGUCAGGGGGCAGUCAGGUGAGGGAGUCCAGAUGCUCCUGUUUGUGGGACCGGACAUGAUGUACCACACCUGCCUGCUGCGUACUGCUGACGUGAAGCCAAGCAGCCUGCCCAGCAUGAGGUGCUGGCACUGAAAAGGUGAUACAGUUACCUUGAAUAAACCUGCUGGACGUAGACCACAGCUGGAUUAAAGCGACUGUUAUGUGCUGCACCAUGACAUCACAAGGAGCACUGACUCAUUAACAAAACAGCUUAAACGUGUUUCUAAACCUGAUGAACGGUAAGGGUCCACAUGUGUGUCCACAUCACUGCACAACUUAAUUCAUUACUGAAUAAGAGGCCUUAACAAUAAAAAUGAGGCCCUUUAAGGGCUUCGGUGUUUUUUCAAUCUAAUCUGUAUCAGAUGAAUCUGCAGGAUAAUGGACAAUGAUUAUUGCAAGAACAGAAAACCCAUUGACUUAAAACAUGCUUAUAACUGAAGUCAAUGGACAGUUGUUCAAGUGCCACAUCAACUCCAUGCAGUUUCAAUCUAGUCACAAUCAGUUUCAGUUCAGCCACUUGAAAGGAGAGUCACAAUGCAAAUGAAACUUUUCAAGAAAU